Messenger RNA from Ahaetulla prasina, 1706 nucleotides. RefSeq names its product heat shock protein family B (small) member 8 (gene HSPB8). The transcript has 3 exons. Lineage: Eukaryota; Metazoa; Chordata; Lepidosauria; Squamata; Colubridae. Gene Ontology annotation, molecular function: protein homodimerization activity. The record is from RefSeq and is a predicted model, not a curated record. Gene Ontology annotation, biological process: cellular response to unfolded protein. The coding region runs from base 643 to 1263 and encodes 206 amino acids. Gene Ontology annotation, cellular component: nucleus; protein folding chaperone complex; cytoplasm.
CUGCCAAUCCACCAGCCACCCCCACCCUCCUCAGCACUGGAGCCUUGCUUAUAAAUAGGGGGUGGGCAGAGUUUGGAAGUUUAGCGAAGUUUCUCGGCUGGUUCAAGCCGGUUUAUUUAAGCUCCUGGUCUGGCACAAGAGUGUGGCACCAGGGGAGGUUUCAAUCCGGAGCAAAAAAGGGAAACCUGGUGCUUGAUUUUUUUUUAAAUUCUUUUUAUUCCUUUUUUUGUUUUGUUUUCAUUUGGGGAGGGGUUGAUUCUUGAAUCCCAAAGGUUCUUUAUUAAAAAAAAAAAGACCGGUUGGAUUUUUUUGGUUUUUUUUCUUUUCCUUGAAGACGUUUCGCUUCUCAUCCAAGUGGCUUUUUUUUUCUUUCUGAACUUAAAAAAGUUUCGUUGGCUCAGUUUGGGACUUCUGAAAAACUUCUGGGGAGGAAAAAAAAUAUAUAUUCAGGCUGGUUGGUGGUUGAUUUGAUUUGAUUGAGCAAGAAGGCGGCGAGCAGAUUUUAUUUUUCAUCCCGACCGAGCAGCAAAGUCGGAAGAUAUUUUUUGAACUCUGCACCUGUUGGAAAACUUUUCCUUCCUCUCUCUCUUUUCUUUUUGUGAUUCUGCUUUUAGUUUCCUCCCGCUGAAUCUCUCUCCCAGGAUGGCUGACAACCAGAUCCCUUUCUCCUGCUACCCUGGCCGGCAUCGGAAUCUAAGAGAUCCCUUCAGGGAAUCCGGCUUGUCCUCUCGGCUUCUGGACGAUGACUUUAAUAUGUCACCUUUUCCUGGGGAUCUAACCGCCAACUGGCCGGAUUGGGCUCGCUCGCCCCUCACCGCAGGCUGGCCCAGCCCUUUGAGGUCAGGGAUGGUCCGGAGCAGUGGGUUCUCCCCUCCGGGGUACGGUUCUCGUUUUGGGGCUCACCCCGAAGGGAGUCCCUUUGGAUCAUCCAGCCCCCCGACUUUUUCGGGCGAGCCCUGGAAAGUCUGCGUCAACGUGCAGAGUUUUAAACCCGAAGAGCUCUCGGUCAAGACCAAGGAAGGUUACGUGGAAGUGUCAGGUAAACAUGAAGAGCAACAAGCAGAAGGAGGAAUCGUUUCCAAGAAUUUCACCAAGAAAAUCCAACUUCCCGCGGAAGUGGACCCUACCACGGUCUUCGCCUCCUUGUCCCCUGAAGGUUUACUGAUCAUCGAAGGUCCACAGAUACCUCCUUACUGUCAGUAUGGGGAUAGCAGCCAUGACAACGAGAUUCCUUUGGAUAGCCAAGAAGCUACGUGUGCCUGAAGUAGACCUAUGCCCGAGGCCCUCUUCCCCAACAAAGCCCCUUCCAUCUUUUGACCACCCCUCUACCUGCCUUUACUCAAAGCCUUCCUCCUUGUAGAUGUCCCUGGUCAACCCUACUCUUGAAUGGACGCGUUGAGCUCCCACGUUGGGCCUGGGGGUCGAGGGUGGGGGGAAGGGUAGCGUUGACCUGGUCUUGGAGGCUUUCCAACCAGUGGUGUAUAAUUAUACUUGAUGGCCAUCUCUUAACCAGAGAGGUGAUGUUGUGUGUCAGAAAGAUUCAGCUCAAGAUUUUACCGCAUAGCAUAUUUUGGGGGGAAGAUUUUUGAGGAAGUGUUGAAGUCAAGAUUGGUUCUUUAGGUCUUUCACGAUGAAGAAUUUAGAGCUGGGGCAAAUCCAGAAGAGAAGGGAAACCUUGGCAAUGUGACUUUCAAGGGGAAGUAAAC